Ornithodoros turicata is the source of this 1161-nucleotide messenger RNA. RefSeq lists its product as uncharacterized. The transcript has a single exon. Lineage: Eukaryota; Metazoa; Arthropoda; Arachnida; Ixodida; Argasidae. The record is from RefSeq and is a predicted model, not a curated record. Gene Ontology annotation, molecular function: catalytic activity. Bases 1 to 1161 code for a protein of 386 amino acids.
AUGUGCUGCGCUCUCCGUCAGGGACAAUCUUCCACAUUCGACUUCCGGGACAUCUGCUGGGACACGGCCGAAUUCGCAGCUGCCACUGUGAAACUACAAAAGACUACACUUGUAGUUGUAUCCGUUUAUGUGGAUCGGCGUCUUCCUCGGGGCUUGUUAUCCGACUGCCUCAAAUACAUCCGCCAUCAGUGCCCAGGCAACCUGAUUAUAUGUGUCGAUUUCAACGCACACUACCACUUUUGGGGUAGUGACAAGUGUUCCCCCCGAGGUUCAGAAAUCGUUGACGCCAUCGACGAACUAGAUCUGGCAGUAGCGAACUCUGGAGCAGCAACCUUUUUCAGGCCGCCCUCUUCCUACUCAGCAAUAGACAUUUCCAUCUACUCCCCUGGUCUCCACGUCACAUGGGAUGCAGGAAAAGAUACAAUGGGAAGUGAUCACUUCCCCAUCUUUCUCACGCUCCCUCACUCCACUAGCAACCUCGCACCCCCUCCACGAUUCCGCCACUCUGUCACACACUGGGAUCGCUACCGCAGCCUGCUCAAUUUGGACAACAGCAGUGACAUCACAACAGCCAUACAGUCAUCACUAAAAGGGACAACAUCGGCCAUCUCCAAGAGGGCAACGGACCCAGUCCCUGACCUCAAAUUUCUCAACCUCUCAGCAGCCAGGAGGAGAGCACAGCGCCGACUACGUAAAAACCCAACAAAGGACAACACACUCUCCUUCAAUCGAAUCUCUGCCGUACUGAGGCGGUACUCCAAUGCCCUGCGACGUUUCCAAUGGAAGGGUUUCUGCACCUCCUUCACCCCACACACGCCUUGCACGAAGAUUUGGGCAGUGGUAAACAAGCUCACUGGCAACUGCUCCAACAAGCACCUCUUCCAGGAAAUUGCCCUGGCCCAUUCUCUCACCCUCACCGAAGCAGCAAACCUCUUCGGUGAAACUUUCACCCAGACAGCAGUUCCACAGCCGGCAGUACAACUACCACAGCUCCCUCACCACCGCAUGGACGCCCCUUUCACGCGCACUGAACUCAUGUCUGCUUUGCAUAGCAGCAUCCGUCGCACCAGCCCAGGUCAAGACGGAGUCACCUACCAGGCCAUCAAGAAUCUAACAACACAAGCACAAGACAGACUCCUUGCAAAAUACAAUGCAAUCUGA